GCAAACGAAGUGCCAGUGUUUAUCUGUCCUUUCUUCUUGCAUGUCCCAGUUAAGUUCUCGCUAGCUAUUUCUUGCUACUGAACUUGUAGCUCUCUGCUCACAGAAGCGUCAAACUUCAUCAAGAGGAUUCAAGCAAUCUCCCAUCUCGACUUACUACAUGAUCCUUGAGACAUUUGUUAGCUUAGUUGUCAAAUAUGGCUUUUGCUUACAGUUCCAAGCCGCUUCGCUAGUCAUAUUUCAAUUGUAAUGCGACUUCGAAACCUUGACCAGCAUUUGCUUCACGGAGAAGUGUUUGCGUAACUAUGGCAAUGACAGGUCAAACAUCUUGUUCCUCAAUGAGCAACCACACUAAGGAGCGUGUCACGCUGGCAAAGGUCACCCUGGAGAACUUCUACAGCAACUUGAUAUCCCAACAUGAGGAGAGAGAGAUGAGGCAGCAGAAGCUGGAGAAGGUAAUGGAUCAGGAGGGGCUAGGUGAUGAAGAGAAGCGCCAACGACGCUCUCAGCAUGCAAGGAAAGAGACAGAAUUUCUCCGUCUUAAGCGAACACGUCUUGGACUAGAUGACUUUGAGUCACUCAAGGUGAUUGGUCGUGGUGCCUUUGGAGAGGUGCGUCUAGUUCAGAAGAAAGACACAGGCCAUGUAUAUGCCAUGAAGAUCUUGCGCAAGGCUGACAUGCUUGAGAAAGAACAGGUUGGCCAUAUCCGGGCAGAAAGGGACAUUCUGGUGGAGGCAGACAGUCUGUGGGUGGUCAAGAUGUUUUACAGCUUUCAGGAUAAGAUGAACCUCUACCUCAUAAUGGAAUUCCUACCUGGGGGAGAUAUGAUGACUUUGUUGAUGAAGAAAGACACUCUGACAGAGGAGGCUACCCAGUUUUACAUUGCUGAGACUGUACUAGCCAUUGACUCCAUUCACCGGUUGGGUUUCAUCCACAGAGACAUCAAACCUGACAACCUGCUACUGGAUUCAAAGGGCCAUGUAAAGCUGUCUGAUUUUGGCCUGUGUACGGGACUGAAGAAAGCUCACAGGACAGAAUUUUACAGGAACCUCAACCACAGCUUGCCUAGAGACUUCACAUUCCAAAACAUGAACUCAAAGAGAAAAGCAGAAACAUGGAAGAGAAAUAGGAGACAGCUGGCUUUUUCUACUGUUGGAACACCAGAUUAUAUUGCCCCUGAGGUUUUUAUGCAAAAUGGGUACAAUAAACUGUGUGACUGGUGGAGCCUUGGGGUCAUCAUGUAUGAAAUGCUCAUAGGCUACCCACCUUUUUGCUCAGAGACCCCUCAGGAGACAUAUAGGAAGGUGAUGAACUGGCGAGAAACGCUGACCUUUCCUCCAGAAGUUCCCAUCUCAGAGAAGGCAAAGGAUCUUAUCCUCAGGUUCUGCUGUGAGAGUGAAAACAGAAUUGGUUCUUCUGGAGUGGAAGAGAUCAAGUCCAAUCCUUUCUUUGAGGGUGUGGACUAUGACCAUAUCAGAGAGAGACCUGCUGCCAUUCCAAUUGAGAUUAAAAGCAUAGAUGACACCUCUAACUUUGAUGAGUUUCCAGAGUCUGACAUCUUGCAGCCAUCAGCCACAGUUGUGUCCAACCACAGUGAUGUGAAUUUGAAGAACAAAGACUGGGUCUUCAUUAACUACACAUACAAGCGCUUUGAGGGCCUGACUGCUCGGGGGGCUAUUCCUUCCUAUAUGAAAUCAGGAAAGAGAUAAGCUCUUAACUCGCUGGGUUCUUGUGGACAUAGUGUUUUUCUACAAGGAUUGUCUUCCCUGUUACUUCUCAUUGCUGCAGAUUUGUUGUUCUGCAUCUCCAGAAUCAUCCCGUUUUACCCACUCUGCAAUGAGUCAAUAUGGUGGUGGACCUCUUUUCUUCCAGCACUGGCUGGUUCUUUUUUCUAGCUUCUUCAGUUGAAGCUUUUUAGCUGAUGUAAGAUUUAGGGCUAACUGCAGUUGAAUCCUGUUUUUCCCACAUAAUAGAGGUUUUUUUCUUUUUUUUUUUCUUUUUUUUUUUGGUCUGUCCACCCUCAAAGAGAUUGCUUUUAUACAAAGUGUGACCUUGAACCCUGCUUGGCUUCAGUCUCCAUCAUGACCUUUUGUUUAAAGUAAAUGGAAAAUGAGAAGAGGAAUCUCUCUGUAAUCUUUUCAAAGUCCAUACAUUUGGAUUCAUUUGUUUUUUAGCUCCACUUUUUUAAUAGAACUUGCUUAGACACUUGCCACCACAGACUUCAGCCUGCUAACAACGGCACAACUCGAUGGGCUUUUCUAAUGGUUAUCCAAAUUGUGGUCACUGUUUGAAAAGCUCAAAAUGCAUUUGAAUCUGCCCAUCAGAAGCAGACAUUGCCUUAUAUUUGAAUACUACAUGAAUGUUCCAGUAAUCACCUUUUACACCAGCAAAAUAUCACAAAUAGCCUGUCGUACUGCUGCAAACUGAACCAAAAGUUUAUUUGUACAUUUCCAAAGUACAUCAGCCAGCCAAGAUGACCAACUGAAAUUCUAUGGACCACAAUAUACACCACAAUGUUUCGUUUACAUCACUGGAGCGGCUUUAUGUAAUAUUUCUAAAUUAAACCGGUAUUUAUACUCUUGAAAAUCUCUGUUCCUUAAAACAGAUCACUUAUGUACCCUGUUCCGUUUUUGAACAAACCCAUCUAGACUUUAGCAUAAAUAAAAGGAACAGCACAGUUCAGAGUGAACUGAACUUGUUUAUUAAAAGAUUAUAUACUGACCAGUCUUCCAUGUUGAUACUGGACAGAAAAGCAUGCUGUCUUAGUAAGGAAAGCUAUAUUUUACCAAAGACUUGAUUUGUAACAGCUAUGGCUCCUGGUGAAGAGUCCAGUUUAUGCCUUUGAGCAGCUUAGUUUGUUCUUGAGCUUUGAGAAUGUUUUCUAUUUUGUAUGUUUGGUUAAAAACAGCAUUAAAUUACUGUGUCUAGGGAUUGUCUUUUGCUAAUAAUUCAAGAAUUGCCUAUUAUUAAAGUCAUUGAACAGUAUUUGACAAUAUUAUUGUUGCAAUAAUUAAAGCAAUCUUAGGAGUAGGUAUUUGCAUUAUUGUAUACAUGUAGGAGGUUACUUGGUGCAUUGUGAUUGCAAGGGCAUGUAUAUAAUUAUAGAAAAUUAGGAAAUUAAAGUUUUGUUUGGUUUUUUUUGAAGUAGGGAAUUGCAAUGUAGUCACUAUACACUGUAGGUCUCAGGUCUUUGAGCUGCUUGCUUGAUGGCAUCUUACUCUGAUGGCUUUCAGUAGCUUUCUUCAUCAGCAUAUAUUUGAAAUGGAAUCCUUUGCCCGACAACCUUAGCUGCAAUUUGAGUGUGGUUGUAUCAUUAAAUUAUCAUGCUGUAGGUGUGUGCUACAAAGACACAUCAAGGCUUGAAUAUAUCUUAAGAUUAUGCAUUGGCUUUUGAGGUUCACCUGCUGGAUUUACUGGAUUUGCAAAAAGAAGAUUUGAAACAAGCUUUUAAAGAAGUCAUUUUUUGACUGGUUAGGAAGUUUGCCAUAUCUGAAUUGUCAUGUGUUCUGCCUGUCUGUGAAACAGGUCACAUCAAUAACUAAAUAAAUAAUGGUGUGCAUGGCCUCAUAAAGAAUGUGCAAGAUUGUAUGUCUUUUUUUUUUUUUUUUUUUUUUCUUUUUUUUCCCCCCAAAAUGCUGUAGGCUUUUGUAGAGCAAAACGGGGUGCAGUAUAGUGUGCUGUAAAUCCUUUUUUUUUUUGCUCCUGUGAGAACAUUAGAUACACGCUGCAGUCUUUGUGUUCUGACACAUGCUUUUACAUGAGUGCUGCUGGAUGGCAUGGAGAUUUACAUUUUUUUUUUAUUAUUAUUUUUUUUUCCAUUUAUACUCCGCCUUGGUGGUAAUCAUUCCCCCAGAUCCAGCAUUGUGGAGUCAGAAUAUUGGGGAGACUCAAUGUUUUAAUGCUUGUGAUUGAUUUUAACUGUUAGUGAGAACAUGUCUGAUCAGAUUAGACAGUUCUGCAGCUGGUGCCCUCAUAAUCUGUGUGAAAGUCAACAUGCUGGAACAAAACCAUGCCUAUCAGGAGAAGCUGAUCUUCUGUUUAAUCUUAACAUUUUAUUGUCCUUUUGAUUUGCUUUGCUGGGUUGAAGAUGUCUGGUGUUAUGCAGAGAUUGUUUAGUUGUCUACAGGAAAAUUUAUCUUGAUUCUCGAGGUCUUGAUGGUCUUUUUUUGACCAUUAAUCUUGGAAUUUUGGGAACAUUGUUAGACACAGUUACGUAUUUAGUCAUGAGUGAACAUUGCACAUUUUUGUUAUUUUCCUUGUAUGUACAAUACACUUAAAAGGAUGUUGAAUGGUUCACAAACACAAUGGUUGACUAAUGUUUGUUUUGUAAACAGACAAAUAUAAAGUAGGUUAGUAGCUUUGUGAAUAUUUCAGAAUAUUUUUAUACGUACUACCAGCUUGCGGAAUAAAACCAAUGUGUAUGUAUGUUUUGAGAGGGUUUGUGUUGUGAAAGAUAUAGGGCUUAUUUAUUCAAACCAAGACCUACACAAAACUAAGGUAGAGUGCGGAACUUGUCCAGGAGGGGCUUACUUGUAGCCUAGACGACUCUUACUGUUCACUUAAAAUCCAAAGUAUAAUCUGAAAAUCAUUCUCCUACCUUCAGUGUUUGUAAAUAAGGCUCAUGGUUUUUAAAAUGUUGCAAACUACUGUGAGAUGAAGUAAUGGGACCUCUCUCUGCCUUAAGAUUUGGUUUGAGAAGUUUGUAGGUUGUAAGUAUACUUGCUAGAGCACCUUUCACUGGGUUGUUAUUAAAAGUAUUUGUGGUGAGCGCACACAUUUAACCUGUAAAGGAUCUUCAAUAAAACACCACUUAAUUUAU
Electrophorus electricus (electric eel) is the source of this 4816-nucleotide messenger RNA. It is a transcript of the gene stk38a, whose product is annotated as serine/threonine kinase 38a. NCBI's taxonomy places the organism in Eukaryota, Metazoa, Chordata, Actinopteri, Gymnotiformes, Gymnotidae. Gene Ontology annotation, biological process: protein phosphorylation. The record is from RefSeq and is a predicted model, not a curated record. Gene Ontology annotation, molecular function: protein serine/threonine kinase activity; ATP binding.